GCCACCAAUUGUUUUGUUGGAGUUUUGUGACACGUCAGUGAAGUGCAAUUUUCUGAACAAUUUUCUGUGCUUUUAGUGAAAAAUACUGCUGUAAUUUGUAAGAAAAUCUUCCACAGGUGUUAAAAAUGUCUCUCACGGAAGGACCAUGUUACACCAUAAUCAACUCACAGGACUCCGAGCCCUACAAUGAGAUGCAACUUAAGCAGGAUCUCGAAAAGGGGGACACAGCUGUGAAGAUUGAGACACUGAAGAAGGUAAUUCAGUUGCUGCUGAAUGGGGAAAGGUUGCCGGGUCUCCUAAUGACCAUUAUGAGAUUUGUGCUGCCACUCCAGAAUCACACAAUCAAGAAAUUGCUCUUGAUAUACUGGGAGAUUGUCCCAAAGACAUCUCCGGAUGGCAAAUUGCUGCAAGAGAUGAUUCUCGUGUGUGAUGCAUACAGGAAAGAUUUGCAGCAUCCCAAUGAGUUUCUUAGGGGAUCUACUCUGAGAUUCCUGUGCAAAUUGAAGGAGCCUGAACUCCUGGAGCCCCUAAUGCCGGCCAUCCGGGCAUGUCUCGAGCAUCGUCACUCCUACGUCAGACGCAAUGCCGUCCUGGCCAUCUUCACCAUUUACAAAAACUUCGAAUGGCUCGUACCCGAUGGCCCAGAGCUCAUUGCCAAUUUUCUGGAUUCACAGCAGGAUAUGUCCUGCAAGAGAAAUGCCUUUCUCAUGCUCCUGCACGCUGACCAGGAACGUGCUCUAAACUAUCUGGCUUCAUGUCUGGAUCAGGUAAACAGUUUCGGAGACAUUCUGCAGCUGGUGAUUGUGGAGCUAAUCUACAAAGUCUGCCAUGCCAAUCCAACUGAACGUUCCCGUUUCAUCCGUUGCAUAUACAAUCUCCUCAAUUCCUCCUCCAAUGCUGUCCGCUACGAAGCUGCUGGCACUCUGAUCACCCUCUCUACGGCUCCGACUGCCAUCAGGGCAGCUGCCAGUUGCUAUAUUGAGCUCAUCAUCACGGAGAGUGACAACAACGUCAAACUGAUCGUACUGGACAGAUUGAUCGCAAUGAAAGAGAAUGAGAAUAUGGAAAGAGUGAUGCAGGAUCUCGUAAUGGACAUCCUGCGAGUCUUGGCUGCUCCGGACAUCGAAGUUCGUCGGAAGACUCUCAAUCUGGCCAUGGAUCUCGUAUCAUCGCGCAACAUUGAGGAGCUGGUACUCGUUCUGAAGAAGGAAGUCUCAAAGACUCACAAUAUCGAGCACGAGGACACCGGAAAAUACCGUCAGCUACUGGUCAGAACCCUGCACACUUGUUGCAUCAAGCACUCAGAGAAAGGAGAACGUCCUCAGUUCCCAGAUGUUGCUGCAACUGUAAUUCCAGUUCUUGUGGAAUUCCUGUCUGACACCAAUGAGCUGGCAGCCACUGAUGUCCUGAUCUUCAUCCGUGAAGCCAUUCAGAAGUUUGACCAUUUGCGUUCAUUGAUCAUUGAAAAGUUGAUUGAAUCCUUCCCGGCCAUGAAGUCAGUGAAGGUGCAUAGGGCAGCACUUUGGAUACUCGGUGAGUAUGCUAUGUCCGCCAAGGAUAUUCUGCAGGUGUUUGAAGUUGUCAGCGAGACUCUGGGAGAAGUGCCGAUUGUCGAAGCGGAACAGAAAAAAUUGUUGGGCGAGCAGACGGAGGAGGAGCAGAAGAAAAAUGUGGGAAGUGUGCCAUCCAACAAAGUCACAUCUGAUGGCACUUAUGCCACUCAGAGUGCUUUCAGUGUGGCUCCGGCUCCCCUCAAGGAACAAAGACCUCCUCUGCGACAAUACUUCAUGGAUGGUGACUUCUUUGUGGGCACUACACUUGCAGCUACACUCACAAAAUUGGUGCUGAGGUACAUUGAUGUGGAGGCAAACGAACAGAAGCACAAUCGUUUGUGCACUUCAGCUAUGCUGACAAUGAGUUCAAUUUUGCAUCUGGGCAAAUCUGGCUUUCCCACGAAGCCCAUCACGAAUGACGAUAUCGAUCGUAUCUUCCUGUGUCUCAAGACACUGAGCGAACGCACGCCGGGGAUUGUGGAGAUCUUCAAGGGGACUUGCCGUGAGGCUUUGGCCACGAUGCUAAUGGCCCAGACGGAAGAGGAGACGCAGGCUUUGAGGGAAAAACAGAAGGCAGCUGCUAAGGUUCAGGCAGAUGAUCCUGUGACAUUUGCUCAGUUGGCCAGUGGAAGGAAUGAUCAACUGGGAGAGAAUGUAUUCGAAUCGAGUCUCAAUCAGGCAUUGGCUGGGACAAAGAGCACAGCUCUGUCGGAUGUGGCAUCGCCCACAAGUAAAUUGAAUAAAGUGACGCAAUUGACAGGAUUCUCCGAUCCUGUCUACUCCGAAGCUUAUGUCCAUGUCAAUCAGUACGACAUUGUCUUGGAUGUGUUGAUUGUCAAUCAAACCAGUGACACUCUACAGAAUUGUACCCUCGAGCUGGCUACUUUAGGAGACUUGAAACUGGUUGAAAGGCCACAUCCUGUUGUCCUGGCUCCUCAUGAUUUCUGCAACAUCAAGGCUAAUGUCAAAGUUUCCUCCACGGAAAAUGGAAUAAUCUUCGGAAAUAUUGUGUAUGAUGCUGGAAAUGUAACCAAUUGCGUGGUACUCAAUACCAUCCACAUCGACAUUAUGGACUACAUCCUUCCGGCUACGUGCAAUGACACAGAAUUCCGACGAAUGUGGCAGGAAUUUGAGUGGGAGAAUAAAGUUGCAGUCAAUACAACUCUCACGGACUUGCAUGAGUAUCUCAAGCAUUUGCUGCAUUCCACCAAUAUGAAGUGUCUGACGCCGGAGAAGGCACUUUCCGGACAAUGUGGCUUCAUGGCUGCCAAUAUGUAUGCAAGAUCUAUCUUCGGAGAAGAUGCCCUGGCUAAUCUCAGCAUCGAGAAAUCUGUCGAGAAUCCCAAUGCUCCAGUUAUUGGACACAUUAGAAUCCGGGCAAAGAGUCAAGGAAUGGCCCUCAGUUUAGGCGACAAAAUCAACUUGACACAGAAAGGACCGCAGAACAAAAUUAUUUCGGCCUACUAAGGGGUUCAUGUCUGUAGACCAGUUUCAUUCCGCGUAGGGCUCUUCAUUGCAAAACAGUAUGGAAUUAUUUAAUCGCUACAUUAUAUUUUUUGAUCAAUAAAAUAAAAGAAAGUAUCUUGUGUAAAACCUUA
Molecule: messenger RNA, 3151 nt
Organism: Phlebotomus papatasi
Lineage: Eukaryota; Metazoa; Arthropoda; Insecta; Diptera; Psychodidae
Gene: betaCOP
Product: coatomer subunit beta
Exons: 8
Coding region: 126-3020 (964 amino acids)
Biological process (GO): intra-Golgi vesicle-mediated transport; intracellular protein transport; endoplasmic reticulum to Golgi vesicle-mediated transport
Cellular component (GO): cytoplasm; COPI vesicle coat
Molecular function (GO): structural molecule activity
Source: RefSeq, a predicted model, not a curated record